This is a messenger RNA of Fragaria vesca subsp. vesca, 2156 nucleotides long. RefSeq names its product NADP-dependent malic enzyme-like. Lineage: Eukaryota; Viridiplantae; Streptophyta; Magnoliopsida; Rosales; Rosaceae. The record is from RefSeq and is a predicted model, not a curated record. Gene Ontology annotation, biological process: pyruvate metabolic process; malate metabolic process. Gene Ontology annotation, molecular function: malate dehydrogenase (decarboxylating) (NAD+) activity; NAD binding; malate dehydrogenase (decarboxylating) (NADP+) activity. The coding region runs from base 168 to 1943 and encodes 591 amino acids. Gene Ontology annotation, cellular component: chloroplast. The transcript has 19 exons.
GAAGUCUUUGUGUUUGAGGUGGCUGUGCAUGUUAUAACCCUAACAGGUGUCAUCGAGUUUUUCGAUUAUAAAACAGAGCAAAACAGAGCUGCUCUGCUUCAUCUGUAAGUCUGUAACUGAUAGCUUUGAACUCAAACCAUAGAAAGAGCAACUUGACUCUAGUGAGAAUGGAUAGCACACUUAAGGAGAUGAGGGAUGGUGUUUCUGCACUUGACCUGGACUCCAAAUCCGCCGUCGGUGGCGGCGUUGAGGACAUCUACGGUGAGGAUGCUGCCACUGAGGACCAACUUGUCACCCCCUGGACUUACUCUGUCGCCAGUGGGUAUUCUUUGCUGAGAGAUCCUCAAUACAACAAAGGGCUUGCAUUUACUGAGAAAGAGAGGGAUGCUCAUUACUUGCGUGGUCUUCUUCCUCCGGCAACUUCCAGUCAAGAACUUCAGGAAAAGAAGCUGAUGCACAAUCUCAGACAAUACCAAGUGCCGCUGCAAAAGUAUAUGGCACUGACCGAACUCCAGGAGAGGAAUGAGAGGCUGUUCUACAAACUUCUCAUUGACAAUGUCGAGGAAUUGCUCCCGAUUGUAUAUACUCCAACUGUUGGUGAGGCUUGCCAGAAAUAUGGAAGCAUCUUCAGACGCCCUCAGGGUCUUUACAUAAGUCUGAAAGAGAAAGGUAGAAUUCUCGAGGUAUUGAAGAACUGGCCUGAAAGGACUAUUCAAGUUAUUGUUGUAACUGAUGGUGAGCGUAUUUUGGGACUUGGUGACCUUGGUUGUCAGGGGAUGGGAAUUCCUGUGGGGAAAUUGGCUUUGUAUACAGCUCUUGGAGGAGUUCGUCCCUCAACAUGUUUGCCUAUUACCAUUGAUGUGGGGACAAAUAAUGAACAAUUGCUGAAGGAUGAAUUCUACAUUGGGCUCAGGCAAAAGAGAGCAACUGGAAAGGAGUAUGCUGAGCUUUUACAUGAGUUCAUGGGCGCUGUGAAGCAGAACUAUGGUGAAAAAGUUCUUGUACAGUUUGAAGAUUUUGCUAACCACAAUGCCUUUGAGCUGCUGGCAAAAUAUGGAACUACUCAUCUCGUCUUCAAUGAUGACAUACAGGGUACGGCUGCUGUAGUUCUUGCUGGAGUUGUGGCGGCACUAAAGUUGAUCAGUGGUACGCUGUCUGAGCACAAAUUUUUGUUCCUUGGUGCUGGGGAAGCUGGGACAGGUAUAGCAGAGCUAAUAGCUCUUGAGAUCUCAAAAAAGACAAAGAUUCCAGUGGAAGAGACGCGCAAAAAGAUCUGGCUUGUUGAUUCAAAGGGACUAAUUGUUAGCUCACGUAAAGAAUCUCUUCAACAUUUUAAGAAGCCUUGGGCUCAUGAACAUGAACCUGUUAAGGAUCUCAUUGAUGCUGUCAAGGCAAUCAAACCAACAGUUCUUAUUGGAUCGUCUGGUGUUGGAAGAACAUUCACGAAAGAAGUGAUCGAGGCACUAGCUUCCUUCAAUGAGAAACCUCUCAUUUUGGCUCUUUCUAAUCCAACAUCACAGUCAGAAUGUACAGCUGAAGAAGCUUAUACUUGGACUAAGGGUCGUGCAAUUUUUGCUAGUGGAAGUCCUUUUGAUCCUGUUGAAUAUAAUGGCAAAGUUUAUGUUCCUGGCCAGUCCAACAAUGCUUACAUUUUCCCCGGACUUGGCCUUGGUUUGGUCAUCUCUGGAGCAAUCCGUGUGCAUGAUGAUAUGCUUCUAGCAGCCUCCGAGGCCUUGGCGGGUCAAGUUACAAAGGAGAAUAUCGAUAAUGGACUUAUCUAUCCACCAUUCUCUAAAAUCAGAAAGAUUUCUGCCGCAAUAGCUGCUAAUGUAGCUGCCAAGGCAUAUGAACUUGGUGUUGCUACACGACUCCCUCGUCCAGAAAAUCUUGUCAAGCAUGCUGAGAGUUGCAUGUAUAGUCCUCUCUACAGAAGCUACCGGUAAACAGUCUGCCAUCCCAAAAGCUUAUUAUCGAGCUUUGCUUAAAAUGUCUCUUCCUAGUGAUGCUGUGCUAUAUCACUUGGUGAAGAUGGUGCGUGUAAAAUUAGUGAAAGACUGCUUGUAAUCAAUUUCUUCCUAUAUGAAAUAAAGCUUGGGUUGAUGGAUCUGAUGGACCGGUUUUAUUUGAUGAAUUUUGUAAUUUGGGUUUGUUUGUCA